GGCUGACCAAUGCACAGGUCUUCAAGGCUUCCUUAUCUUCCAUUCAUUUGGAGGUGGUACGGGAUCAGGCUUCACAUCACUGCUCAUGGAACGUCUGUCUGUCGACUACGGCAAGAAAUCCAAGCUCGAGUUCUCUAUCUACCCGGCCCCACAGGUAACAAUGGAUUAAGACGAGAAUCUUUUGUAUCGAUUACGUAACACGCGCUCAAAAAUAAUGACUAUACUUUUCUACUUAGUUCAGGGGCGUAGGAAGCAUCAAAAGAUUGGGGGGCACCGGCUUCUAGGGGCACUUUAGGGUAUUGAAAAGGGCACCUAAAAAAUGUUGGCGAUGGGGGGGGGGGCGGAGAUGAAAAAUUUUCCCGUCGUACCAUAUCGAAAUUGCACGUUUUUUGACCAAAUCGCUUUAAGAAACUUGGAAAUUUCCAAACAAAAAGGGCACCUUUGAUGUUAAUUUAGUGUUUACAGCGACAUUAGCUUGUACAAAAAGGACACUUUUUAUCACACAAAAGGGCACUUUUCAUCACAAAAAAGGGCACUUUUAGUCCUUUGAAAAAAUUGGGGGUGGGGGGGGGCACGUGCCUCCCGUGCCUCCCCCGGUUCCUACACCCCUGACUUGGUUAUGCCAUAUUCAAAAUUUUCAAUUGUUGAUACGUUGCUCAAUCGGCAAGUGUUAGCUUUAUCCAAUUUAAUUUAAUCUGUUAAACUAUAUUUGUAAAAUAUUGCUAAAAUGAAGAGGUUUUAGAUGGUACGCCAAAGAGAAAAUGAUGUCUGAAGUUCAGUAAGUUUUGCUUAUAUUGCUGUAUAAAUAUGGCGUCAAUUUUCAGCAUCAAUGAUAAUUGUAUUUGAAUUGACAAUAUUUAACUAUUAUUUUGUGUUUCUCAACCGCCAGAUACAUUUAAAAAGGUUGCUAACUGUGUAGACUACAAAAUAAAGUAAAAUUAAUUUUGAGAAGAACACCAAAAAUAUUUUAGGUUUUGAACACUUUCCAUCCCAAAUACGCGACAUAGAGUGUUUGGAAACUGACACAAUUGGAUGAAGCGUCUUUCGAAGAAAUCAGGCGAUUGCAAAUAACAAAUCCCAAAUAACAAAUCUGAUUUAAUUUCACAGGUCUCAACAGCUGUUGUCGAGCCAUACAACUCGGUGUUAACAACCCAUACAACCCUGGAACACUCCGACUGCGCCUUUAUGGUGGACAACGAGGCAAUAUACGAUAUCUGUCGUCGAAACUUGGACAUCGAACGUCCUACAUAUACCAACCUGAAUCGCCUCAUCGGUCAGAUAGUGUCCUCGAUUACAGCCUCCCUGCGCUUCGACGGUGCGCUAAAUGUCGACCUGACCGAAUUUCAAACAAAUUUGGUGCCCUACCCAAGAAUACAUUUUCCGUUGGUGACAUACGCGCCGGUGAUCUCGGCCGAGAAGGCGUUUCACGAGCAGCUCAGCGUCUCCGAGAUAACGAACGCGUGUUUUGAACCGGCCAAUCAGAUGGUGAAGUGUGACCCGAGACAUGGCAAGUACAUGGCAUGCUGUAUGCUGUACCGUGGCGAUGUCGUGCCCAAAGACGUCAACGCUGCCAUAGCAACCAUCAAAACAAAACGUACCAUACAAUUCGUAGACUGGUGCCCAACUGGGUUCAAGGUAAAUAAAGAAGUGAUUUUUGUGAAGAAUGUGUCAAAAAAUCCUUUUAAACGUCGUGCGUUUGACUUUGUAUGCAUGAAAUUGUGUGGUACUUUGAUAAUUCUUAAAAAAUUUAUUAAUAAUUCACGAGGAAAUACAAAAUACAUGAAUGUUUAAUCAAUGUUUGUAAAUCGGAUAAAAAUUUGUCCUGAUUCACAUAAACUUCAGCUUUGAUUUUCUCGGCUUAGACAAACUUUAUUUUUAAAAUUAUUUUGCCAAUGAACUCAUAAGAUGGGUCAUGUACGAUAAAACGUUCGCAUCCGAUCUGUAUCUGAUAUACAAACUCUCGCCUUCGGCUCGAGUUUGUAUAUCAGAUACGGAUCGGCUGCUCAUAUGUUAUCUAGUACAUAAAACGCCUCCUAAAUUGUCACCUUAUGAAUUCAAUUUGCGUGCUCAAGUAAUUUUUAAGUGGGAUUUAAAACGUACUUUACAAAACUUACUUCAAAAAUGUACUUUACAAACUAAUUUUGGUGGUAAAGAUACUACAUACGUAAAAACGCACAAGUUGUUCCAGGUCUGCAAACAAGUUGUUACAAAUCUGUUCACAAGCUGUCGACAAGUUGUGUUCGCACUGCUUGUUCCCAGUUUGUUGUAACAAGUUUGAAACAAGCUGUUAACAACUUGUAACAAGCUCGAUGGCAUUAUCAAACUUGUUACAAGGUUGUUCUAACAAGUCUGAUACAGUCAUGAUAUAACAAGAAUGUUACAAGGUUGACGACACAAGGUUGUGACAAUAUUGUUAUAUCAUGACUGUAUCGGACUUGUUGGAACAACCUUGCAACAAGUCUGAUAAUAUCAACAAGCUUCAGGUUACAAGUUGUUAACAGCUUGUUCCAAACUUGUUGACAACUUGGGACAACUUCUUGACGGCUUGUUGGCAGACUUGCUACAAGAUGUGAGAUUUUUACAUUCAAUUUUUUAGGUCGGAAUAAAUUACCAGCCACCAACAGUCGUUCCCGGGGGGGACUUGGCCAAAGUUCAACGAGCCGUGUGUAUGUUGAGUAAUACGACUGCCAUAGCCGGAGCUUGGGCCAGGCUGGACCACAAAUUCGACCUAAUGUAUGCCAAGCGGGCUUUUGUUCACUGGUAUGUCGGCGAGGGCAUGGAAGAAGGUGAAUUCACGGAAGCGCGGGAAAAUUUAGCCGCCCUUGAGAAAGACUACGAGGAGGUUGGCAUGGAUACCAUGGAUGACGAGUUGGGUGGCGAAGAAGGCGACGAAUUCUGAGAACGAGUUUGACCGAGCAAUUGACUGGUGACUAAUAACAGGAAUUUUUUUUGGAAAAAUAUUGAAAUUUUGGGAAAAUUUAUUUGGAGGAAAGAAAAUAUGGAAAGUAUUUUGAAAAAAUGAGC
This is a messenger RNA of Paramuricea clavata, 3024 nucleotides long. The record is from the annotation of a GenBank genome assembly. NCBI's taxonomy places the organism in Eukaryota, Metazoa, Cnidaria, Anthozoa, Malacalcyonacea, Plexauridae.